AUGACCCGUAUUCAAAAAGUUGUCAUUGGAUACCCACACCAUUGUAUCUUCGAGUUCGAGUUCCAAGACGAAGUGUGUAUCGGUAACUUCCUUGGCCCUUGGAUGCAUGGGUGGCAUCAGCUUGGCGCAUUGACUACAAGCGAGGACUUCGUUUGCAAAAAUGAGCUUACGGAGGGGCAUGUAAAAAGAGUCUGGAAGUUCCAUUGCAGAAUACGGAGAACCCCCGAUUCCUACGAAGCUUUUCCACCUUUCAUCGACGGUCCGGUGGAUAGAGAGAAAGUCAAUGCGAAAGCAGCAUCUUCCGCGCAGCCUUUGUCCUUACGAUGCGAGACAAACCCGAAUCGGACAGCUUGCCUCGCUGGAAUACACGACCCUCGUUUCUCUGUUCUCUCUGUUCUAAUAGAAGAACACAAGCGCCGCCUUAUGUGCUACCUGCUCCAUCCACACUCCUCUCCUAGCAAACGGGAUUACACCGCCCGCGCCGCCGCAUUGAAAUAG
Messenger RNA from Fomitiporia mediterranea MF3/22, 498 nucleotides. RefSeq lists its product as uncharacterized. The record is from RefSeq and is a predicted model, not a curated record. The transcript is spliced from 2 exons. The coding region runs from base 1 to 498 and encodes 165 amino acids. Lineage: Eukaryota; Fungi; Basidiomycota; Agaricomycetes; Hymenochaetales; Hymenochaetaceae.